AUGCUUCGCGACGCUAUCGAGGCGAGGCCGGUGGCGUUCGACCAGCUCAAGGUCCUGGGCAACUUCUCCAAAAAAGAGGAAAAGUCCAUUUUUGAUCUCGUCAAGGCGAGCCAGGUGUCCAAGCCCCUCGCCUCUGGCUCCGGUAAGCCGCCCCGCGCAAGGAGCAACGCGUUGAGCGAGGGGCCGCGCGCCGACGCCGCCUCGCCGAGGGUCGCCGCCACCCCGCCAUAUCCGCUGCACAGAAACCGAAGCUUCCAACUCCUGAACGAAGGCCGCGCUUUCGGAGCGCCGGAGAGGCCCACGAUGCUCAAAAAAAUGGGGGAGAACCGGCGCAGAGCGAGCGACGUCUCCGAGUGCUUCAGACGCAUCAACUUGGCGGACAUCCAAGUCGCGGAGCAGAUCUCGGGCACCACCGAGAGCAUGGUCGCGAAUUGCAUCGUCGACGGGUGGAACUGCGUCGUGAAAAUCGUCAGACUCAACAGAGAGGGCACGGACUCGGACAUGGUUCAAAGCGCCCUCGUAGAACUCAGAAUUUACUCUAGUUUGCCGCCUCACCCAAAUAUAGCUCGCUAUCUGUUUCAUCGAAAAACCGAAACGUCUUUAAAACUUUUUUUGACCAAAUAUUCGACGUCGCUUCGCAGCCUCAUUUUGAAAAAAAAAUCUGCUUUGCCGGCGAGAAGCAGCCUCGAGGAGGACGUCGUGGACCCGCCGAACGCGCCGACGGUGUACUAUUUCUCCCCGUCGGACAUCGCCUUUUGGCUGCUGAGCAUCUGCAGAGGGGUCGAGUACCUGCACAGCUACAAGGUGGUUCACUGCGACCUGAAGCCCGACAACGUGCUCUGCCUGCUGAACAACGACUACUCCGUGCAGAACGUCGUCAUCGCCGACUUCAACAGCGCCAAGCUGGACUUCGAGGACUGCUAUUCGAGCAAGCCCGUGGGGACCGCCGCCUACAUGUCUCCGGAGGUGUUUUGUUCCAACAACCACCACCUCUUCAGCUACGAAGCGGACAUCUGGUCCAUCGGCAUGACGCUGUACGAGAUGAUCACCUUGAAGGAACCGUACGAAGACGAGGACGCCUUCCAGGUCCCCGACUUGGUGAAGCAAGGAAUUAAGCCCAAGUUGCCCAAGUUCACCGAGUCGGCGGAGUACAGAGGUCUCAUCGAGAUUUAUCAUAAAUGCGUCGAGAUUGACCCGAAGGACAGGUUGAGCAUCAGGAUGCUCAUCAAAAUGACCAGUGCUUUGAUAUACUGA
This is a messenger RNA of Schistocerca gregaria, 1254 nucleotides long. RefSeq names its product kinase and exchange factor for Rac B-like. Gene Ontology annotation, cellular component: cytoplasm. The transcript has a single exon. The record is from RefSeq and is a predicted model, not a curated record. NCBI's taxonomy places the organism in Eukaryota, Metazoa, Arthropoda, Insecta, Orthoptera, Acrididae. Gene Ontology annotation, molecular function: ATP binding; protein serine/threonine kinase activity. The coding region runs from base 1 to 1254 and encodes 417 amino acids. Gene Ontology annotation, biological process: protein phosphorylation.